GUAUCACGCGCACGGACCACGGCACAACGGGGCUGCAACAUCAAUAACAAGUAGCAUUUCACAUCGGAUCCGCGGGCACUCUGUGCUACGAAAACCAUGGACCCGCCAAGGCCAAUUUCAGUGGAUGGAUCCUAAUUUUAAAAAUGAUUUAGCUGAUGAAAAUCCGCGGAUUAACUGGUGGUUUAGUUGAAUAACUGGUUAGCGGCAGUGAGAGAGCGACGUGCUUAUUGUAGAGCACCGCAGACUGCGUUGCAUAUCCUACAAGAAACUGAUAAGAAUGGUGCAUCCGUGUAGCGACAUUAAAACGCUCUGAAUUUUAAUAGUGUGCUUUAGUGGUGGGUGUUGCCUAGUCCGAUUUCCAUGGCGAGGCGACCCGAGCGGGUACGAAAAUGCAUGACAGCGGGUCGUUUUGCGCAGGUGGAUGGCCACCUGAUGUGAAGGAGUCGCUGUCCUUUUCUCUCCGCGUUUUUGCCGCGUUGUUAUAGUGCGAGGCUGCGAUGGCAGCGCAGAAACCCGGAGUUAAGCUGUGAAGACGGGGAAAGGCGAGCCAUGCUGCCCGGGGUCGGCGUGUUUGGCACGAGCCUGACCGCGAGGGUAAUCAUCCCCCUCUUGAAGAACGAGGGGUUCUCCGUGAAAGCUCUGUGGGGACGAACGCAGGAGGAAGCUGAGGAGCUAGCCAAGGAGAUGGAUGUGCCCUUUUACACCAACCGGAUCGACGACGUGCUGCUGCAUCAGGAUGUAGAUUUGGUUUGCAUUAACCUGCCGCCGCCACUCACUAGGCAGAUCGCUGUCAAAACACUGGGUAUUGGGAAGAACGUCAUCUGCGACCGCACGGCCACUCCUCUGGAUGCCUUCCGCAUGAUGUCGGCUGCCCAGUAUUACCCCAAGCUGCUGAGCAUCAUGGGAAACGUGCUGCGCUUCCUGCCGGCGUUUGUGCGCAUGAAGGAGCUGGUGGAGGAGGGCUACGUCGGGGAGCUACUUGUGUGCGAGGCGCAGGUCCACGGCGGGAGCCUCCUGGGAAAGAAGUACAACUGGAGCUGUGAUGACCUUAUGGGGGGUGGUGGCCUUCACUCGGUGGGCAGCUACAUCAUCGACCUUUUGACCUUUCUGACGGGUCGUCGUGCCGCCAAGGUUCACGGCUUCCUCAAGACCUUCGUCAAGCAGACGGACCACAUCCGGGGCAUCCGCCAGAUCACCAGCGACGACUUCUGCACCUUCCAGAUGGUUCUGGACGGCGGCGCCUGCUGCACCGUCACACUGAACUUCAACGUGCCCGGUGAGUUCCGCCAGGAGGUCAUCAUCGUUGGGACGUCCGGGCGGCUAACGGUCAGCGGCACAGACCUGUACGGGCAGAAGAACGACAGCGAGGGUGGACGACAGCUGCUGCUGAAGGACAGCACGCCGAUGUGCAAUGCCUCGCUGCCGGACAAGGCAUUCAGCGACAUCCCCUCACCGUACCUUACCGGCACCAUCUGCAUGGUGCAGGCAGUGCGGCAGGCCUUCCAGGACCAGGACGACCGGCGCACCUGGGACGGACGGCCGCUCACCAUGGCCGCCACAUUCGAAGACUGCCUGUAUGCGCUGUGCGUGGUGGACACCAUCAAGAAGUCCAACCAGUGUGGCGAGUGGCAGAACAUCGAGGUGAUGACCGAGGAGCCUGAGAUUAGCCCUGCGUACCUGAUCAGCGAGGCUAUGAGAAGGAGCCGCAUGUCGCUGUACUGUUAGCGCUGUCUCUGUUAGCGCUUUAAAAAAAUAAAAUAAAAAUAAAAAACUCUUUGAGGAGGCAUCUACUGGUGUGCACCGGCUGCUGUGCACAUUCAUACUGGAAGGCUGGCUCUCUAGCACUGUCUGGUGGUUUGGAGAGUAAUUACAUUUAAGGAAUUACUGCACAUCACUGAGGGAUGGAAAACUACAGAUCAUGUCAGGAGAGAUGGAUUAUAUUUCUUCCAGAGGUUCCUUGUCGAGGCUUAACAGACUGACUGACUGACUGCUGGUGGAGACUGUGCAAGGAACACACACAACCGUGGCAACAGUUUCAGUUUUAGUGUUUUUCUUAUUCCUCAUCGGAGGUGAAUGUCCAAAAGCAGGGGGAGGCUGUUGUCAACGUCUGAGUGUUUCUGUGUUUGUGUGUGUGUGUGUGUGUGUGUUUGUGUGUUUGUGUGGGUGUGUGUGAGGGAGAGAGAUUGAGUGAGAGAGAGAAAGUUUUGUUCCUCUUAAAAAGGAAAAACCCUAAAAAUCAAUAGUUUGGCUGGUAGGGCUUUUAGAGAUAAAGUACCCCUCCAAUUAGAUAUGCAAUAAUCCUGUCUCCACACAGCUAAACCCCAUGCCUAAUCCAUGAGAAUGCCUCCUCAUUGCUUGCCUCUUGUGUCAUUCAGGUCAAUGUACUGUAACACUGCAUCCUGCUGAGUGCGUCUAGCUACAGUAGGCCUUAGUGUGUCGUUGUUUUUCGCAACGCUUCUUCAACCAGUCGGUUGUUUUUCUCAGCGCUUUUCAACCGAUUGCAUUCAGACUCGUCCUGCUUGCACUAGCAUGCUGAUGCUUUUUUUAGUGGAUGCGUCCAAAGUCAAUCAGUGGUGGCCUCUCAGUGCUGCGCAGGGCUGCGGUCUGCUCUAUGCUUGACUGUGCUGUGCUCCCAAUCUCCGCAUAGCUUGGCCUGGUUAGAGGCGACGGGAUGAACAGGAUGUGCCUUUGAGAACCGCCGUUAGUUACUGUAGAUGGGGGGGAGGGAUGGCAUAGUGAGCAUGUUGGAGUGUGGUAGCAUUUACUGUCUUCUGUCUUACCAGACGCUGGCUAGGAAGCAAAGUGACAGGAAGAAUAAGCUUCAUGAUACCAAAUGACAUUCUGAGGUAGAGGGGGGCGCGCGCGCGUGUGUGUAAACCAAUGCACUGUUCGCUUUAGAUCCCAGAUCACCCUUUAUAUGGAGGAGUCUUUGUGUGAAACCAGACGUGAUCGUUCGGUCAUUUGUGCAUGCUCCGUGUCCGAGUGCAGUCUUAGAGUUUGGUACAGGCGCACACGCCGACCUACGAGCCAAAAGAUUGAUUCGAUUUUUCUUUCAGACGUUCAGUCAACCCUGUGUUGGUCAUGUGGUGUUAGGACUCAAUGACAUGCUAUGCCUCAUCAUCACACUUCUCCAACACUGUGUCUUUUGUGUCUGUGUGUUUCAUGUCAUAACGACAUUAUACGUUGCUACUGUUUUGUUUUUGUUUUGUUUGUUUUAAAAGAAAUGACCUGCUGUACAGAACCAGGAAGAAACGUUUUAUACUUGAUGUUGUUCUCAGUAUAGAAGUAUUUAUUUUUGUUCUGCAUGUUUAUCACUGGAAAAAGAAAAACAUCUAAGUGUAUGUGCGGAGAGAGACAGUCAGUCAGACAGACAGACAGACAGUCAGACAGACAGACGGACGGACAAAGUGAGGCCUUUGGGGUUUUGUUUUAUGCAGCUCAUCCAGUGUGACAUCCCCUGUGAAGUGUGUGACCAAUCCUGUUUAUCCUGCCCUUAGAGAGCGAGUAGCUGCCUGUCUGUCUGUUGGAGCUCACGCUGCAGGCCACGAAUACAGUCACUGCCAGUGGAAAACCAUUCUGGGAGAUGCAAGAAGCGCAUUGUACAACUCUUUUGGAUUAAAUUGCGCUGUCAGUUCAGUUCGUCUAAAGUAUUGCUUUCAAGACAAAUGUGUAACCAAGGUGUGUAUUUGACCUUUGACCUGCAAGUCAAUUUUGGCCGAGACCAGUCCAGUCUGUCAGUGAGGCAAGCUUCACAAAACGGUAGAUGCAGUUAGUAACCCCAACACACACACUCACGCACACACACACGCACACUAUCAGGAGCCUGUGGUUAUAUACCAUAGAAAGGAUUGAUAUUAAAGGUAUAUAUCAGUAUAAGGAAUUGAGUCAUGUGAUCAGGAUAUUCUUUCAAACCUUCUUAGACAAGGUUGCUCCAUAUGCCAAAUAUUCCCAAAUGCAUUUAUCAUAUCAGUGCUCUUUCUUACAGUCCUGCUAUAGACCAGUUUGAAAUAGAAUACUAUAUACUAUAAAUACUAUAAAAAAAAACAUUCUGAUUUCUUCUGUGCUUUUGGAUUAGCAAAGUUCUAAAUAGCUCCUGCACCCAAGACUGGGCAUAGAGAUAUUGGUAGCUGGUCUGUUUUUGUUCGUGCAAAGGCCAAGAGAUGCCUCAAAACUAAGAGUCUUGAAGCUCCACAGACACAUCCAGUUCUCUGAGGAACCGCGCCUUUCUUGUCAAUCUCCCAGAACGCUUUUCUCAGAAGUGGUGAAGAUCACAGAAGCUGCUUUAAAUAAGGGCUGUGAUGUUUUGCAUGAGUAAAAUCUGUGACCCUCACUGUCAAUCUCCUAAACAUGAAAAGAUAAUGUUUCUUUUUUGUUUUCAACGCUAAAAUAGACCACUGGAUGUCUUUUAUUUUACUGUAACGGAUCUGAUUGGUCACCUUGUCCGCAGACUCGCAUACUGAUGUUUUUGCUCUAGAUUAUUUGUAUUUCUUUUAAGUUCGUCCUUAAACUGUACCAUUUUGCAUUUAUUUAAUGCAGAAGCUUAGUCACCCCAUCACAUCCUGAGUGACUGUAAAACUGGAAGGAGAUUGUCUGAAAAAAACAUGUGUCCACUGUAUAGUUCUUAUUUAUUGAAAGUAUUACUCUGAUACUGUGUCCGUGUGCGUGUCACUGGAUUCUCUCCUGCCUGUGAUGUGAAGGAGAACAAACUGAGGUCACGUUGCCAGAGCUAACUGCUGUGUUGAUUCCCCCCCCCCCCCCAAGCUCACAGAUUCUCAUCUGGUGUCCUUGCUUAGCACACCAGUGACUAGAGAAACUCAACUGAGAGGACAGACUUGACCCGUGCAGAUCCAGCGUUAUGGCUGCAGGUGUGUGUGCGCGCUUUUGCUGCUUCUCUUUGUGAACAUGUAGAUCCUGACUUCCCAAGGCAGCAUUCGCAAACAAGUCAGGAUCCUGCUUUUUGUCCAGGGCGGGCGGGGGGGCGGGGGGGUGGUUGGGCGGAUGCUGAAACACUGAAGGGUGCUGUGAAGAGGUCUAAAAUUGGCUGCCUCUCAAGAAAGGCUGAGUCUGCCAUACACACAUAGUCUCUCUGUGUCUCUCCCUCACACAUACACACAUACAUUACAGACACAUGAAUAAAGCAAGUCCACCCACACACCCACACACACAAAACAAGCUUCUUUUUCUCAUACACACACACACACACACACACACACACACACACACUCACACACAAAGUAGGAAGAAGGCUGGUUGCUUCCUUUUGAUGUGGAGGAACUGGAGGGCCAACCUGACAGACCCCUGCUGGGAGAGUGAUGCAUGAUGGGUAAAAACACAGAGUGUGCCUGUCCAUCUCAACCCUCCAUUAGCCCUGGUCAUUACUGGUCAUUACCUCCUGUUACCGUGCCGACAGGUUUUCAGAGAAACAUCCAUCAUCUUACUGGCCGUCAGGUGUCAUCUUACCACAGCUUCAUCUUAUAGACAUGGAAAUGGCAAAUAAGGCUGAUUGCUUUACCCAUUUGUGUGUGUGUGUGUGUGUGUGUGUGAGAGAGUGUGUGUGUGUGUGUGAGAGUGAGAGAGAGAAGGGCUUGCAGGGGUCACUGUUCAUUAUAAGACAACCUCAAAGAGAUGCUUUCUGUGCACCCGCAGACCUGUAACCUAGCAACCACCCACUACUGUGCCAAACUCGACCCAUAGACUCACUGCUUCUCUCCCUUUUUCUCUCUCUCGCUCCACUCUUUUUUUUUCUCUCUCUCUCUCUCACUGUCUCUCACACUCACUUUUCCCAAGCUCUCUAUCUCUAAGAGGUCUCGUAAUUUCGAUAUUAAGAGAAGCUGCAGUGCAGUGGUUAUUUGAAACGUUGUCCUAAAUCCCGUGGGCCUUUGGAAAAGGACUACACACAUAGUAAUUUACAGGAGACUGUGCUGACCUACAGGGAUGCUAAAAUGUAAACCAACUGGUGCUACUUCAGGUGCUGUCUACCAUAUGAACCCGACUAGAGAUUUCAUUUGGCAUCACGUCUCAUUAGGUUUCAAGGACCGGACUGAUUAUAUGCAUUAUGCAUGACACACAUCCUCCACUAGGGGGGAGGGAGGAUCCUAGCCUCGGCCUUCGCUGAGAAUCAGGAACCCUCUGCCCCCCCUUCCCACACCGUGUUCAUGGGGGAAGUGUCCAUCAUCAGGACUCAAGUCCACAUGGGCCAAUCCUGAAAGCCCCCCACAACUCAAUUGCCCCACCCAAUUUCUUUAGCUACACAUCUAACCCAAGUGCACAUUGGCAAAGAAGAGCAUUGACAAGUGGAUGUGUUGGUCAUUGUGGCUCACUGCCUGCGAUGAUAAACGAACAUUAGAGCAACAUUAAACACAAGUGGUCUGCGAAUGCUGCCUGACCCCCCUCCGCUGUAGUGCUCCGCCGCUCAUGUUGAAAGGAACCGUUCAUCUUAAUGCUGUAUUGACUUGUGACUAUUUAUUGUACUAUAUGUAUAUGGUCGACGCAUGAACCUUUGUAUAUAUAUUUUGAGAACCAACAGGCGCGUAUUUAUCAGUCCGUAACUAGAGAAUGUACUGUACUAGGAACAUUAAAGUCUAUUUUCGAUAUGCGCUGUGCACUGGAGGUGGAGGCGGCGUGGAAGAGGACUGGCGCUCCACGUCACUGUUUCAUGGAGAUUGUAAAGGCAUGGAAGUGAGUGAGUGUGUGUGUGCCUGCUACACUCUCCACAGCAAACGAGGCCCAACGAUAAACGAACCACUUGGCUCAGCUCUAUAAAUCUGCCAGUGUUCUGCAGUGAAAUAUCCCUGCUCUGCAUCCUUACUCUGUGUGUUUGUGUGUGUGUGAGAGAGAGAGAGAGGUAUAGGAAAUCUUUUCAAGUGUGUGCAUGGCUUUAUGCAUGCAUUUGAGCCCAUGACAGAGAAAGGUGUGUGUGUGUGUGUAACAGCGUUAAUGUGUGCAGGUGUACGUGUGAGUAUACCUGUGUGUGUGUGUGUGUGUGUGUGUGUUUGUACAGUUCAUAGCUCGGACAGACUGGCUUGUCCCAAAUGGAUCACUCAAGUAAAGAAACCUCCGUUGUGGUUUAUGGCUACAGCUCUUGUGAGAUGCUGUGGUUUCUAUGAAAUAAAAGCAUAUAAAGCUACCCUCA
Molecule: messenger RNA, 7132 nt
Organism: Clupea harengus (Atlantic herring)
Lineage: Eukaryota; Metazoa; Chordata; Actinopteri; Clupeiformes; Clupeidae
Gene: gfod1
Product: Gfo/Idh/MocA-like oxidoreductase domain containing 1
Molecular function (GO): nucleotide binding
Source: RefSeq, a predicted model, not a curated record